UUUUUUGAAGAGAAGUGAAAAAGAAAUUUAGAGCAAAACAAAAUGUCAUCGACGAAAACAGAAAACCCUUCUUCGCUCUCACUCUCGUGCUCUCCCUCUCGCUCUCAGCCAAAACCUAAGGCUCAGAAGAAGAGCUAUGGCAAUGGGGUCUUUGGAGACGUAUACAGUAUAGUCAAAGAGAUGGAGAUCGAUCUUCAUAACUCUCCCUUCGAUUUUCGAUUUCAGAUACCCAACUUUCCCCAUGAUACUUUGGGCAGCAGAGAGGUUCGCGAGUUUAUGAGCGGAGCCCUUGCUGGGGCCAUGACCAAAGCCAUACUUGCUCCUCUUGAGACCAUCAGGACAAGAAUGGUAGUUGGUGUUGGUUCAAAAAACAUUGCCGGUAGUUUUGUUCAGGUUAUAGAGCAGCAGGGAUGGCAAGGAUUGUGGGCUGGAAACAUGAUCAAUAUGCUUCGUAUAAUUCCAACACAAGCUGUUGAGCUUGGCACAUUUGAGUGUGUAAAGAGGGCAAUGACAUCGGUGCAAGAGAAAUGGAAACAGGAUGAAUACCCCAAGUUAAAGAUAGGAUGCAUCAAUUUGAACUUUUCCUUAUGUUGGAUUUCACCAGUUGCUGUGGCUGGGGCAGCUGCAGGAGUUGCUAGCACGCUUUUAUGCCAUCCCCUGGAAGUUUUGAAGGAUCGGUUAACUGUGAGUCCCGAAGCCUACCCUAAUUUGGGCAUUGCAAUUAGAAAUAUUUAUAAAGAUGGUGGUAUUGGCUCUUUUUAUGCUGGUAUCUCACCAACUCUAGUUGGCAUGCUCCCAUACAGUACGUGUUAUUAUUUCAUGUAUGAUACAAUGAAAAAAUCAUACUGCCAGACCAGAAAUAAGAAAUCUUUAAGUCGUCCAGAGAUGCUUUUAAUUGGAGCUCUAGCAGGUUUUACUGCGAGUACAAUUAGCUUCCCAUUGGAGGUGGCUAGGAAGCGCCUGAUGGUGGGAGCUUUGCAAGGUAAGUGCCCACCAAACAUGGCAGCAGCACUUUCAGAAGUUAUUAGAGAAGAAGGUCUGAAGGGUCUCUACAGAGGAUGGGGUGCAAGCUGUUUAAAGGUCAUGCCAUCCUCUGGCAUCACAUGGAUGUUUUAUGAAGCAUGGAAAGACAUACUGCUUGUCCCGAAGGGUUAUUCCUUGUAGCCUAAUAAGGUUACGUGGGUUUGUAGCUCUACAAGUCAUACUAGUUAACCAUUAACAUUUUUUAGUUUUUGACUUUAAUAAGAACGGGGGAUAAGCAUAAUACUGGGUAAGAAGAAAAAAAAAGAUUCGAAUAACCGUUUUGCCAUGGCAGCCAGCUGUCAAGUUCAUGGUAAUGGUCAGUUCUACUAACCAACUGGUUACUCAGUCUUGUAAGUUUUCAUGUUUUGAUAAUUGAUUUGGGAAGAUUCUCAUCGAAGAGAAAGGGUGAAGAAUGUGGGUUUGGGAGAAGUUUCCUAUAUUUUUUCCUUUCAUUACAACGGUAAUAAUGUGAUCAGAUUGUAUCGGUUGAGUUGAUGU
This is a messenger RNA of Abrus precatorius (Indian licorice), 1521 nucleotides long. RefSeq names its product probable mitochondrial adenine nucleotide transporter BTL1. The coding region runs from base 43 to 1164 and encodes 373 amino acids. The transcript is spliced from 6 exons. Gene Ontology annotation, biological process: transmembrane transport. Lineage: Eukaryota; Viridiplantae; Streptophyta; Magnoliopsida; Fabales; Fabaceae. The record is from RefSeq and is a predicted model, not a curated record.